CGUCGCCGAGGACAACGCGCCGGCCUCGCUCCCCGGCUAAUUCUUGGACGUAGCUAGCAGCGUCUAACUUCCCUUUCGCCUCAAGCCCUCAACACGUAGGGGGCGCUAUCUACAAAGUCGGCAAGCUCAUAGGCCUCCGUCCGACGAGGAAGUUUGCUGCUUCGUUCUCGCUUCACUCAUGGCGGCGGCGGGCCGCUUCUCGUCCGCGCUGCUGCUCCUGCUCAACAUGGCGGCCGCGUUGUUCGCCCCGCGCGGCGGUCUUCACCCCGCCCCAGCCUCCUUGCACGCCGACGGCGCCGAGGACGACGGGGACGUGGACUUCUUCUUCUUCCCGUUCCUGGUCCUCUACAAGAGUGGCCGCGUGCGGCGCUUCAUGGGCACGGACACCGUGCCGGCGUCCACGGACCCGGCCACCGGCGUCGCCUCCAGGGACGUGGUCGUCGACGCCGCCGCCGGCCUCGCCGUGCGCCUCUACCUGCCGCGCCUCGCCACCAACCGCACGGCGGGGACGGAGACGGACGGCGGCCAGCUGCUGCCGCUCGUCGUGUUCUUCCACGGCGGCGCGUUCGUCACGGAGUCGGCCUUCUCGCCGACGUACCACCGGUACCUGAACGCGCUGGCGUCCAGGGCCCGGGUCCUCGCCGUGUCCGUCGAGUACCGCCUCGCCCCCGAGCACCGCCUCCCGGCGGCCUACGACGACGCGUGGGCGGCGCUCCGGUGGGUGCUCGCGAGCGCGCGGCCCGGGGCGCCAGGAGCUGAUCCCUGGCUGUCGCGGUACGCCGACCUCACGCGGUUGUUCCUGGUCGGCGACAGCGCCGGCGGCAACAUCGCGCACAAUGUGGCGAUGCGCGCGGGGCGGGAGGGCGGCCUGGACGGCGGUGCCACCGCCAUCCGGGGCCUCGCGCUGCUGGACCCCUACUUCUGGGGGAGGCGGCCCGUGCCGUCGGAGACGAGGGACGGCGAGACGCGGCGAUGGCGCGAGCGGACAUGGGGCUUCGUGUGCGCGGGGCGCUACGGGAUCGACAACCCGGUGAUCAACCCGGUGGCCAUGCCGCCGGAGGAGUGGCGGCGGCUCGCGAGCGCGCGCGUGCUGGUCACCGUGGCGGGGCUGGACCUGCUGGCCGCGAGGGGCCGCGCGUAUGUCCACGCGCUCCGGGCCAGCGGGUGGCGCGGCGAGGCGGAGCUGUACGAGACGCCCGGCGAGUACCACGUCUACUUCCUCGACAAGCCCGGCAGCGAGAAGGCGGCCAGGGAGAUGGAGGUCGUGGUGGACUUCAUCAAUGGCGGCCAAGGGGGCUCCACAGGUUUAAGGAUGGACGCCUGAAGAACGAAGCUGCUUAUUUUGAAUGCUAAGAACCUAAAGCUAUCCUGUAUAUUCCUGUAAAAUUGGAACGGUUGAAUUUGUGCGUCAAGCUAUGGAAGGUCUAAACCUUUCACAAUCAAAACUUCUAGAGAACGAUAAAGGAAUGCCUAUGGUCGUAACAACUCUCCCAGUAUAAUUCCAUAAUAGUAAAAGGAAAAAAAGUCCAAAUUCCU
Setaria italica (foxtail millet) is the source of this 1536-nucleotide messenger RNA. Its product is annotated as probable carboxylesterase 5. The record is from RefSeq and is a predicted model, not a curated record. The transcript has a single exon. The coding region runs from base 179 to 1324 and encodes 381 amino acids. Gene Ontology annotation, molecular function: hydrolase activity. Lineage: Eukaryota; Viridiplantae; Streptophyta; Magnoliopsida; Poales; Poaceae.